Messenger RNA from Pelobates fuscus (common spadefoot toad), 2582 nucleotides. Its product is annotated as oocyte zinc finger protein XlCOF7.1-like. Bases 223 to 1932 code for a protein of 569 amino acids. The transcript is spliced from 10 exons. The record is from RefSeq and is a predicted model, not a curated record. Lineage: Eukaryota; Metazoa; Chordata; Amphibia; Anura; Pelobatidae. Gene Ontology annotation, biological process: regulation of transcription by RNA polymerase II. Gene Ontology annotation, molecular function: RNA polymerase II cis-regulatory region sequence-specific DNA binding; DNA-binding transcription factor activity, RNA polymerase II-specific.
GCAGUGCAGAUUGGAUCCGAAUCCUGGUAUCCGGCCGGAAAGCGCAGGCCUCGCACCGGGGACCGAGCUGUCUGCCGGGGGUAGUACUCACAGGGCUCGGCCAACGGGAGGAGGAGGGCCAGGCUUUAGGUUAGAAAUAAAGAAUUGGGAUAACACAAUAAAUUCAGACAUCAAACACAGGUCAGCCUGUCCCACCAGGAGCAGACUCUCUUCACUCUCAGAAUGAACAAGGACAAUCUGGUGACUGCAAAGGUCUUCAAUCUUACCCUGGAGAUCAUUAGCCUCCUAACUGGACAGGAUUGUAUUGUUGUCAAGAAUUCUGCUGGCUGCAAGACUAUGAAUCCUGAUGUAAUUUGUCCAUCUCGUUCCCCAAAACUGGGCAAAAAAAAAGAGCAGAAGAUCCUGGAACUGACCAAUCAGAUCAUUGAGCUGCUGACUGGAGAGAAUUGGAGCGGUCUUGAAGACCACAAGGAUCUUCUCAAGAUUGUGAAGACAGAGGAAAGAGAUGAAGCUCUUAAAAAACUUGACAUGAUCAACGUGAACAUGAAGGUGGUUUCCUGUAGUGAGAGCAGUUCGGAGCCAAGUACUAGUGAUCUCGAGGAUGCUUUGGAGAAGACAUUCUGUGGACAUUCCUGUACAGUUGGAACCAGAAAUGCUUCAGCCAGCCCAGUUUAUCCUCCGGAUUUCAGAGAUCCAGAAAACAUUGCGAAGAAUGUCCAGGCAAAGAACCCAAGUGAGCUGAAGGUCAGUGUUCUAUCCCAGGAAGAUGAUAUAGACCAGGCGUUUGGAGAAAUCGAAGUGCAGAUUAAGGAAGAGGACAUUCCUACAGAUAUCGGCACCGACAAUGAAUUGCAAUAUGUCGGCAAACAAAAUUCUCCAAAUACCCCAAAGGUGGCUUUGGAGAGGGAAGAGCCGUAUUUGACGAUGGUACAGGUAAAGGAAGAGGAGAUUCCUGCUGAUAUCAGCACAGAUCGUGAAAUGAGCGUUGAUACAAGUUGUCAUGCUGCAAGCAAGAUAAUGCAAACUAUACUUCCUGUUGUUUCAAGUCCGGCCACGUCCAUUGUUAAUCACACCUCUGUCACAAUACAUAGAACAAAAUGUGGCGAGGACAGACCGUUUCCUUGUACAGAAUGUGGAAAAUGCUUUGUUAGCAAAUCCCGCUUAAUUUCACAUCAGAAAACUCAUACUGGAGACAAACCAUUUGCAUGUCCCGAAUGUGGGAAGGGCUUUUUCUGUAACUCACACCUCGUUCGACAUCAGAGGCUGCACACUGGGGAGAAGCCUUUUGCGUGCUCCGAAUGUGGGAAAUGUUUUAGCCAGAGCUCCAACCUUGCCAUCCAUCAGCGAAUCCACACAGGGGACAAGCCAUUUGCAUGUUCAAUGUGCGAGAAAAGAUUUGUAUGCAACUCUCAUCUUGUCAUCCAUCAAAGGAUUCACACAGGGGAGAAACCAUUCGCCUGCUCAGAGUGUGGGAAAUGUUUUAUCAGUAACACUAUUCUUGUUGCCCAUAUGAGAGUCCACUCAGGGGAAAAACCGUAUGGCUGUUCUGUGUGUGGGAGAUGUUUUACACGGAAAUCAGAUCUUGUCGCGCACGAACGGAUUCAUACUGGAGAAAAACCAUUCUCCUGUUCGGAAUGUGGGAAAUGUUUUACUCAAAGUUCAUGUCUUGUUUCACACCGGAAAAUCCACGCUGGAGAUAAAACAUUUGUGUGUUUUGAGUGUGGCAAACGGUUUGCACAGAAAUCUGACCUUACAACUCAUCAGAUAACACACACUGGCAACAAAUCAUUCAUAUGUUCUGAAUGUGGGAAAUGUUUUAGCCAGUAUGCAGAUCUCCUCAACCAUCAGAAGUACCACAACGGACAAGAAGAGAAGGAAUGCUUUACGAAAACACAAACUGACGCUGGUGGACAGAAGAGCACACUUUUCUAAUAGCCACAUUUUUUAAUUCUAAGUGAUGUUCUCCGACACUGACAGUUACUUACUAAAAGGAAAAUUCGAAGUGAAUUUCAAUUUUAUUUUUUAUAUUUAUAGCUGACUUUGGCUAUUUUCACCUUGUAUUUGAAACGUACUUUGAAUUCUCACCUUAUUAAUAUCUCUUAGCUUUGUGAAAUCUCCAAACAUCCAUUUUCGCACACGUUGUUUCUUUCAGAAGCAGACCUGUUUGUACCAAAGAAAUCUCCUGUACUCUGAUAUUUAUGGGUGUAUUCUUUUUUUUAUGUGACCGGUAACAGAUAUUUUUAAGGUUAGGCACUUCAUAUUGUCAUGUUACUCUCUGCAGCUCCUUUCUAACUCAACUAAUUUGUGAGUUAAUUGAGCUCACCUUGACAUCUGCUUACAUCAAGGGAGUUCACAGAAGUAAAGUCACCAGCACAGUUUACAAACUGAAAUUUAGAAAAUUGUAUUCGGCUAGAAGUUUGCCAUAAAAUCCAACAUGUGCACUAUACAGUCUUCAUUACGGUACAUUUAAAUAGGCAAUUGGUGUCUAUUGUUUGAGCUAAACAUGCUGUUAUUGUAUUAGUGUCUGCAUUUUACAUAUGCAAACUUAUGUAGAUAUUUGGGAAACAGUGCAAUUUUUUUUU